AUGAAAGUUUAAUUCUAAACUGAUUAUGACUCUCGUGUAACUCAUAACCCAUCAAAAAAAAGGGAAUUUCAAUAUAACACUAAAUAACCAGAAAUUAUUACACUUCAAAAUUAUGAAUCAAAUUGUAACAGAAUUGAAUCUAUGCCUGGACAUAUGAGAUCAAAAUCUUAUGAACAUGAUUGCUUAACAAAAGCAUCAAAUACUUUUGGACUUAAUGUUGAUUAACCUUAAGUUUAACCACUUAAAACCAAGCGUUAACAUAGUAUUUCAUAAAAAGAAAAUGAUCCAGGAUUUAUUUCUCCAAAAUUUAGAUUUGAAAGUUGUGAUACACUUGUAACUAGAAAAUCAUAAAAGUAACUUAUUCAAAUAUAGAUUUUAGUAGUUUUAUUAAUGAACUUUAAGAAUGUGUUGAUCUUUCAAAAGUGACCGAACUAUCAAUGCAAUCUUAAAUUUCUCCUUAAAAAGCAUAUAGUGAUUUAUAUUAAAAAAUUGAGGCUAAAGAUUACUUAAUUGAUGAAUUGUAAAAAUAAUUAACAACUUCAAUAAAAAAUAUGACAUUAUAAGUAGAUCUAAUUAGAAAUGAAAAAAAUCAAGUGAUAUAAUAAUAAAUUAGACAAAUAGAAAUUUAUGAAUAAUAAUUAAUUGAGAGUAGAUAAGAAGUAUAAUAAAAGAAUACAGAAUUAUUAAAUCUAAAGAAGAAUAAUAGAGAAUUAAAGAAAUUAUUGGAUACAAAAUAAGAAGUAUUCAUGUUAAAUUGUAACAAUACCUUUAUAAUAAUAUAGCAAUACCAUCUAAUUUUUAAACAAAAAAAGAUUGUAUGUGCCCUUAAUUAGAAAGAGAAAAUAAAGCUUUACUUGCAAAAGUUGAAUAAUUUAGACAUUAAUUAUAAGAGUUAAAACAACAUCUUGAGUUUAAUAACUUAUCAAUUAAUAAUUAAAUAUCUGUUAUUGAAAAGUGUGAUUUUACAUAAUUUGAAAAAACAUUUAAAUAAUUAGCAGAUGAAUUAAAUUUAACAAUUGAUAGCAAAAAUAUUAAUUCUAGUUUUAGUUUAUUGAAUCAAGAAGUUAUUGAAGGUGUAAAGACACUUAAAUAAUAAUAUAAAGAAAAUGAAAAAUUCUUAAGAUGUCUCAAAGAUUUAGUAAUCUAAUGUGCUCCAUAAGAUUAUUUUUUCUAAACUGAUCCAAGUUUAAAAGAAGUAUGGAAAUUUAUAAAAUAAAUUCUCUAAUCUUAUUUAGAAAAUAAAAAAUUAGCAUCUUAAAAUGAAGUUAUUAUUAAUAAUUAUAAAAUAGGAUAUUGUCAUUAAUUUGUGCAAAUAUUUUAGAUGUAAUAAAUCUGAAUUAAAUCAUAAGGGGGCUUGUUUAAUAGUGGAUUAAGAGGUCUAUUAAAGAAUAAUUGAAAAAAUAAAAAGAAUAUUUAAAUUAACUGCAUUAACAAAUAUAAGAGAACUUGAUCGACGGCUAGAUUAUUAUUUAUAAUGA
Paramecium pentaurelia is the source of this 1478-nucleotide messenger RNA. The record is from the annotation of a GenBank genome assembly. NCBI's taxonomy places the organism in Eukaryota, Ciliophora, Oligohymenophorea, Peniculida, Parameciidae.